Symbiodinium pilosum is the source of this 1100-nucleotide messenger RNA. The record is from the annotation of a GenBank genome assembly. Lineage: Eukaryota; Dinophyceae; Suessiales; Symbiodiniaceae.
GUGAGAAGGAGCAGAAGGCAGACUCGAAGGACUUUGCCUACGCCCUUUCAGGAACCUGUCAACCUCACCCGUGGCACGCAAAAGGCGAGGCACCUUGCUUCGAAGAAGCGCCUGAGGGCAACGAGUGCAAUCCGGCAGAGGCAGCAAACUGCAUCUAUAGCACUGCGAAGGCAGUGCUGGAGCAGUCGCACCAGGAUUUUUUCCAGCAGCUCGUGUGCUCAGAUCCCCACUAUGCUGUUCUUUCCUCGCAGCUUGGGCAUGGCGGCAAGGAGAAAGAGGUUCCCGACCACCGGUCUUUGGGAUCUCUAUCCCAGAUCUCUACGGAGACACCAGAAACAGAGCAAAGCGAGGCUUCAACUCUGGAUACUGGAGAUGGACAUCAAGAAGACUGGAAGGAGUGGCGGUCCGAGUCCUGUGGCAUCAUGCGUUGCUGGGCCAUUGGUGAGUUUAUUUUUUGCCUACAACAGAGUUCCAAGACCUCACCUCUCAUUCUUGAGGCUAGCUCCACGAGCUGCCUCUACGCGGCAGACAACAAGCUUCAAGAGAAGCAGGUGAAGUUGCAGAAGUUUCAGAUGCCGCAGGACAAGCCAGAGAAGCAUGUGCCAGCCUUCCCAAGUGGCGAGCACGUGUGCGAAAGGCAGACCCCCAGGAAAACAGAAAGUUUGAAGGGGCGAAGCACAGACAGCCAGGGCUAUCCUAAGGAACCUGGCCGAGUCCGGCUUCGAAUUACUCCUCAGCACUUCAGCCCUCUUGGAACCACGUUCCGAGAUGUCCAGGUCGACUUCUUCACAGCCAGCUUCACAAUCAGAGCCAUUGAUUGUGAAGGCUAUGCAUGGACGGCAUCCUCCAACAACUUGCCAGGGCGCCUAGCCGUGGACCAGUGCAAGUUCAAGAUCAAUCCCAAUGGGAAGGAUGUGACCAUCAGCCUCAGCAAGGCAGAUGACGACCAGCAAUGGCGGGACAUGACCCGUCUCGAGCUCUCCCGCCCGUACAACCAGAAGGGGGACUUGAAACAUCCGCGUCCACCUACGGAGAACCAGACAAUCCCAGCACACAGGUCCAGGCCGGUGCCGUCGAGGCUUCAGCGCAACUUUAUCUGA